AUGGCACAGGAUUCGGGAUACAAGAUCAUCGACUUUCAAGAACAUAAUUUUUGGGAUAUGAGCAACUUGAUUGGGUCACAGCUACGAAAAGCAAUGAUGGUUUUGAUCUAUAUCGACGACAUACUACAAGGAGCAUAUAACUCGAAAAUUAAAGUAUCGAAAGCUGUCAUUUGGAUGCAGAACCCUACUCAACUAAUCCCAUACAAAGCGGGAAAGGAGCUUGUAUUCAUAUAUAGACCGCUUGAAGAAGCGCUUCGUCUACAUAAUGGCUUCUUCAAAGUGGUAGAAGGAUCACAUUAUAUGAGGCCAGAAGAGUUCCUUAAGCCAGAAGCAAUAGAGAUUCAUGUCAAGUCUGGUCAAGUGUUGCUUCUGGAUGGGGAAACAGUUAUAGAAUACCUUAUGGCAGGAGGAAGUGGGAUUGGAUUGAUGAGAUGUCUUUCCAAGUCUAAACAUUGA
Molecule: messenger RNA, 456 nt
Organism: Sclerotinia sclerotiorum 1980 UF-70
Lineage: Eukaryota; Fungi; Ascomycota; Leotiomycetes; Helotiales; Sclerotiniaceae
Exons: 3
Coding region: 1-456 (151 amino acids)
Source: RefSeq, a predicted model, not a curated record